AUGGCGACCCUUCCUAGAAAAUCAUCUGAAGCCUCAGAUGUCAAGAUUAAAGUUGGAGAAACAGAGCAUCUUGUCAAUAUCGAUGAUUUUCCUUACUUCAAGGCCUUCCUGGAUUUCCAGCAAAAGUCUGGCCAGGAUACAACUCCUGUGCCGACUCAUGGUGAUAUCCCCUUUUUCGAUGUCAUCAACUACGGAGUAUCCAACGGAUUCCGGCACUUCUUUCGCCGCAUGCCUGUUCAACUCUCCGACUACCAUACGCUCUGCGAAACCCUCGAAUUUCUUACUAUCGAUGUCCUCGCAGGGCAAAAGCUGCGUGAUAUCAUGAAUGAUCUGAGGAAGUGCAAAUCCGACUACGAUGAAUACGAUGGGACUGGAACCAGGGGGCAAAAAAGCAUUGCACGAGACGCGGCGUUUAGGCUCUUGUAUAUAUUUCUCCUCGGCGAGUUCGAGUCGGAGGUGCAGGACAGGGCAAUGGCCUAUAAUGCAGCUCUGUUUGUGGUAUCUCACCCUGGGACUUUCAAGCAGAGAACCCGGAAGAUGGUUCGAGAAGCGUUUGAGGAAAGAUUUCUCGUCACGGAGAAGCAGAAAAAAGGGUUGGACAGUUGGCCUGUCUCUGGUCCUUCUGAGGACCCAGAGGACGAUUGUACUACCGAGGAGGACUCUGAUUACUUUGUCGACUCUGACUAUGCAUAUUGGAGCUCGGACUAGAUGCGAAAGUAUUUCGCUAUGUAUUAGGUGCGGGUACGGUAUGAGUUGGC
Daldinia vernicosa is the source of this 758-nucleotide messenger RNA. RefSeq lists its product as uncharacterized. The transcript is spliced from 2 exons. The record is from RefSeq and is a predicted model, not a curated record. NCBI's taxonomy places the organism in Eukaryota, Fungi, Ascomycota, Sordariomycetes, Xylariales, Hypoxylaceae. Bases 1 to 708 code for a protein of 235 amino acids.